Messenger RNA from Mesorhabditis belari, 738 nucleotides. Lineage: Eukaryota; Metazoa; Nematoda; Chromadorea; Rhabditida; Rhabditidae. The record is from the annotation of a GenBank genome assembly.
AUGAAAUUGUUUGAUCGCUGGCUCUCGUUGCCCUACAAUGACUAUAUAGAGAUCCGAAGAAGCUCAUCGCUGCAAUUUCCGAUGGAAUCCGAGCACUGUAUGCCGUUGCCGACUUCGCACACGCAGAUUGAUCUGCUGAACACAAAAACGGCGACGAUCUCAAGUUCGAUGUACACGCUGACGCAAAUCUCUGAGAGUGCCAGCGCGAUGAACUUGUACACGAUUAUGGCAAGAUAUCGAUGCUGUUUCGGGUUUUGUCGGCUCCGGGUGGGCGGUUGUGUGAUCGCCGCGUUCUCGAUUUGCAUGUCGGUGAUAACUUUAUGCCUCAUUCUCUCAUUGGCUCAUCAAUUAACGAAAGGUUUUCAAGAUAUCUUUCUACUGCCACUCGUUUGCACAUCGUUAUUUCAAGUGGCCUCAGCGAUGAGUCUAAUCGUCGGGAUUCUCAUCGAGAAUCAUCUCCUCAUUUUACCCUUCAUCGCCAAUAUUAUCAUUCAAAUUCUGCUCCACAUGGCCUUAACAAUCAUUUUUCUCAUUACUUCAAAUCAUUCGGAUAAUAUAAUCUACCCACUUUUGGCUUUCUUCUCGAUUUUCAUCGUCGCUCUUUAUGUUUGGUUUAUGGCAUUGACAGCGAUGACAUUUGUGUUGAUCAGGGAUAAGAAAAGAUUUAAAUGGGAACUCGACGAGAAUUUCGCGAAUGCUCAACAAAAACCGAUGGAUCGAGUGAGCAGCUCGUAUUUU